AUGGGCUUGGAAUCAGUUGGAUAUGAUCUGGAUGCGGGAAUUAUACGUUGUAUUUGUGGUUUAGAAGAUGAUGACGGAUUUACGAUUCAGUGUGAACGGUGCUAUGUUUGGCAGCAUGCUGUAUGCGUUGGUAUUGAUCAACAUCAUGUCCCUGAUGAAUAUCUUUGUGAUCUUUGUUUUCCUCGAACGUUAGAUGUUAAGAAGGCAAUAGAAAAGCAGCGUCGUCGUAGAGAGCAAGAAUUAGUACAUGUAAAGACAAAUAGUUCUCAUAGUCGAAAACGACGGCAAUUUCAAUAUGGUUUAGUGAAGUCAAAAGUUCAUUCUUUAGGAUCGGUGAAAGAAAAGUCAUUAAAUGCUACGGUUAAACAUGAUGGAAGCAGAAAAUCUCGAUCUGGAGGUCGCACUUUUUUUUCAAAGGAUAUGGAAAGUCGAUUUCAAAUAAUGGAAGGAUCAAAUGGGUUGAAUAUGAAUUCUGAUUUGCUUUUCGAUUGCAAUACAGAAUAUUCUGUAAUUGAACAUAAUUUAAUUUCAUCGGUAGAUGCUGAAAUGUAUAUUUCAUUAUUACUGCAAGAUAAGUCAGGGAUGCAUGUAGUUUUAGAUGAUUAUUUUACUUCAAAGCAAUUACCAAAGACAUCUAUUCAGCCUAUUUCGGACACUGAUAUUUCUUCAUUCUUACGUUUUUCAUUGUAUUCUAAUCAAUUUAUUGCUUCUGGACAAAUUAUUAAAGAAUUUAAGGGUGAAAUUUAUUUGCAAGAUGAAUAUAAGGUUAACUCUAUUAAUCAUUAUUCAUUCCUUCUCGCGCCAAAGCCUUUUGUUUAUUUUGUUUCAGAUUCAAAGCUUUGCAUUGAUACUAGAAAAUAUGGUACGGAUUCAAGAUUUAUUCGUCGAAGUUGCAAACCUAACGCUAAAUUAAUUACUGUUGCAUCAAGUAGCAAUUUUCUUAUUCAUAUUGCACUUUGUUCAUUAACAGAAAUUCAAUCUGGAUCAGAAAUUACAAUUGGUUGGGAUUGGGAUAUGGAUCAUCCAGCUUAUUAUAUAGAAAAUCGUGAACGCGUUCCUGAAAAUGAUGUUAAAUAUAGUCAAGAACUAAUUUAUUAUAUUAAUGGACUGGAAUGUGCCUGUGAAAUCGGCAAGGAUUGCAUUUUAUUUAGACUUAAACAAGCGUUUUCGAGUAUUUCUAAGAGUAGUAUUAAGUCUAAUAAGAAAAAAGCUAUUUUUCCCUUAAAUAAUAUCAAUCAUGAUAUUGAUAAUUAUGAUCCCGAUAAAUCUAUAUCUCAAUUAAAGAAUGAUACUAAUGUAGUCAAUAAACUUCGGAACGUUAACGAAAUAUCAGAAUCAUUUGUAAAGAAUCCAUCUUCUUGUACAGAUUCUAAUUCUAAUGAUCUAUUGUCUGCAAGAGAAGAGCGUAAAAUUAAGGAUAUAUUGGCACGUAUAGAAAAAUUAGAACAGGAAGAGACUCAAGUUAUUAAAAAAAGGAAACGAGGUAAUGGGAAAUCAAAUGAAAAUCAUAAAACAUACGGUCAUCAACAUAGAACAUCAUUGGCUGUUGCGAUUAAACAAGUCUGUCAACAGUCAGGUUCCUCUACAACUCCUUCAAGUUCUCCUAAAAAUGAUGUUUCAAAUACUAAAUCGUUUCCUCGACGUCAUGGUCGUAUUCCUUCUAGAAUUGUUCGAAUGCAAAAACAUGGAAAAAUCACAAAUGGUAUUUUGAAAGAUUAUUCAGAUGAUAAUGAUAUUCUUCCAUGUAAAAAGAUGUGGAUGAGGCGAUGGAUACAGGAGAAUUUUAAGUUUGACGUUGAAAAAGUUAUAAAAAAAGAUAAACAGAGAUUGGAAAAUGGUGUUGUUGGAUUCCAGGAUAGUGUUUGUUCUAAAACAUUUAAAGAUAUGGGAAUUAAUUCAGUUAAAUGUGAAAGUCGCUCAUCUUUGUCUGAUAUGGUUCUAUUGGAACAAUUGUUGCCUGAUAUGGAAUCAUCAGACAAAUUGUCUUUGAGUUUUACGUCUCCAGAACCCGCUAUUUCUGUACCUAUUUCUGAGCCAUCUCAAUUAUCAGAUAAGCUUUCUACGCCUUCGCUUUUUAAGCCUGAUCUUGGAUUUUCUUCUGCAUCUGAAUCACAUAUGUCUUCGUUUACUACUAUUGCAUCACCUUUAACUUCAGAAUUAGAACCUAUUCAAUCUACUGUAUUACUUACAAGUCCUACUUCUAUUUUAGGGUCUUUUCCAAAAAAAAUAUCUCUUAGUGAAUAUAAAAAAAGAAGAACUGCAAAUGAGGAACUUGUUGUCAAUGAUAAGUCAGAUGAUACAUUUAAUAUACCAGAAAUAUCUGUUUUACCUAACAAUAAUUCUGAUUUUAAGAUAGAAAAUUCUGAAAAUACUCUUUUCUAA
Messenger RNA from Pneumocystis murina B123, 2382 nucleotides. RefSeq lists its product as hypothetical. Bases 1 to 2382 code for a protein of 793 amino acids. NCBI's taxonomy places the organism in Eukaryota, Fungi, Ascomycota, Pneumocystomycetes, Pneumocystales, Pneumocystaceae. The record is from RefSeq and is a predicted model, not a curated record. Gene Ontology annotation, molecular function: protein binding. The transcript is spliced from 3 exons.